Molecule: messenger RNA, 492 nt
Organism: Phytophthora infestans T30-4
Lineage: Eukaryota; Oomycota; Peronosporomycetes; Peronosporales; Peronosporaceae
Exons: 1
Coding region: 1-492 (163 amino acids)
Source: RefSeq, a predicted model, not a curated record
AUGAGCGCCUGGAAGGGACAUGAAGCCAAAUUCACACACGACGGCCUUCCUCACAAGACUAAAACCGCUCAAAAAUCAGAAGGAAAAGAACCAGAGCUGAAGUCCCUCGCCGACGGAGACAGUGGCGUGCUUCUUAGUCUUGAAUUGGUAGAAGGAUCCGCUCGUCAACGUCAAAAACAGUACUUCAGUGAAUUUGGAGAAGGAACUGCAGUUGUAUUGCGAUUAGUGGAGCAAUACAAAGGAGCAUGUCGUACCAUAGUGGGUGAUAGCGCUUUCGCUUCGGUAAAAACGCUUGUUCAAUUAAAAAAAAGACUUGGUUUGUACGUCAUGGGCAUCGUAAAGACAGCAAGUGUCGAGUAUCCAAAAGCCCAUUUGAAAAAAUGGGUAGAAACCGAUCCGCUACGGGGCUCCUUCAAGGUCAUGAUGAGUUUUACUGAAUCCGGUAAGCAAUAUAUGCCUUGUGCUGGGCAGACCGUAAACACAAAAUGCUGA